ACCACGACUGCCGCCGACGACUCGACCUCCGUCAAGGCACUAGUACUUUCAUCUUUUCACUUAUUUUUAUGCUGGAAGUAGCGGCGCCUACCUGAAGUCCCCAUAAGGGCAAGAUGGUGAUGCUUUAAGUUUGCUAGGCAUUCUGUAUAUAGGCAGAAGUCUUCAGAAAACAAGGCGCACUUUUUCAGACAUGAACUCCCCCAUUUCACUCGCAUGGAAGGGAGGUAUUCUUGCUGGAUUCUCUCAAUGGAUACUCAAGGAUUUCGCUUGAGGCCACGCAUGACCGUCCGCCGGAUCACUCAAGUUCCUCCACAGCCUCGAUAGCUGUACAUGUACUCGUUUGGUUGUAGCGCGGCGGACCAACUCCCAUUUGACUCUCGCUCAUUGAAGCCAUUGUUAUUCUUGUCCAUUGGUCUCUUCAUCGCAAACGCUUGGAGCACUUCCGCAUCCAGGAUGGGUUCCUUCAUGGGGUGGGACACUCGGUUUAGAGUUCGAGAAAGAGCUGGACGUGGACAUAACGGCUAUGAAAAGAUACGGCAAGGCGCUGGAGGAAUGAGUGUAUUCAUUAGACCAAUCGCGAGUCUGUUGGCGGACAUUUCCGUUGCGGUUCGGAGAGCUGAGUACACGGACCAUCUUGAUCACGUCUAUUUUCCAACCUUUGCGAUCAACGGGCACGCAGAAACUGCUCAGGAGUUUGUCAUCAACAACCCCUCCGCCGUUGGACUCUUGAAGAAGUUCGCUCUUGGUGGCUGCGACAGUUUGUAUCCAGCUAGGUAUAGCACCACUCCUUGCGUCAAUGUUCUUGCAAAGAAUAAUGUUUGACAAGUACAUACCCGAAUACAGAAAUCACGAAACGUUCGUCCGGCCCCAUGCUCUGGCUCCUAAGUCUCGCGAGAUGCUUCGAAAUACAGAUUCAGCCAUUCUUGACUAGUUAUAGGCUGCAACGCCACCUACUCGGCACCGCAGCGAAAGCACAGAAGACAUAGUCCGCCAUUUGUGCCUGACAGUCUGGAUGUGUCCAUGGCUCACGCUUAGAUCGACUCUGGUGCCAAAGCAUCGGACUUUUUUCUCUCGACGCUACUUUGCAUGAGCAUGAAGGUGGUCUUUUUCGAAUAGUAUCACUGCAUCCAACGAACGACACGAGGCGGGAUAGCGGCGGGG
Messenger RNA from Desarmillaria tabescens, 1161 nucleotides. RefSeq lists its product as uncharacterized. The coding region runs from base 331 to 822 and encodes 163 amino acids. The record is from RefSeq and is a predicted model, not a curated record. Lineage: Eukaryota; Fungi; Basidiomycota; Agaricomycetes; Agaricales; Physalacriaceae. The transcript has 5 exons.